AUGGACGUGCCAAUUCUCUCCAAGAACGUCAUCUCAACCACCGCCAUGCGUCGUCGAAGUCUCCCCGAUCAUCAAAACGGUCGUCUUACCCUCCCAGACAAGCUCACAGCCGAACUCCCCCAAUCCUCCUCCCCUCUCCUAAACCUCCCUCCUGAAAUCCUACAGAUUAUCUUGGACCGGACAGACCCACAAAGCCGCCUUAUGUUGGCCCUCACCUGCAAAGGACUACUAAACGUCCUCUCCGACCAACUGAGCCCCGACGCCCUCAUCCCUUCGACGACCUCCGGUCGGUACGAAAUGCUCAGGCUGCUACAUCCUCGGGUUCCCCGCACCCUCGCGCUGAGCCAGGAGUGGAACAUCUGUCGUCGCUGCGAGAGACUCAAGCCGACUGCGAGGGCAUACUGGACGGCGAAGCCGGUGGGAGAGCGCCCUCGUAGUCGCGUGGCACGAAUGCAACGGCUUACCUGGGCGCAAGUGAUUGCGGAGUUUCGACAGAAAUCCGUGGAAAUGUGUCCCGCUUGCAUUAUGAUCAAGGGUCUUCCUGAGAGAAGGUCCAUGUUGGAUCCACGGCGGAUCAUUGAGCGAUAA
Molecule: messenger RNA, 588 nt
Organism: Aspergillus calidoustus
Lineage: Eukaryota; Fungi; Ascomycota; Eurotiomycetes; Eurotiales; Aspergillaceae
Source: the annotation of a GenBank genome assembly